GUCAAUUCACAGCAGCGCUAACAUCAGCAGCAACAACCGCUAGCACCAGCGGGGCCAGCGUGAUAACUGCCAGCGGUAUCAAGGCCCAGUGCACAACGUAAACUUCCGCCAACCACCCAUCACCAAGCUUGAUCUGCGUUAGCGUGCCAAAAAAAAAAAAUCUACCGCUAGUGACGCUAACCCAGCUCCAGCGGUACUAGCGGUCAGUGGCCUAGCGCGCACCAGCGCCUAGCGAGGCCAACGUCAGCGACUCCCAGCGGUAGCGGUAGCGAACGCCGACACCCAAAGCCCCCUUCUAGCAAGGCCAGUGACCAUCUCGGCCAGCGCCAGCUUUAGUAACUAGGGAGGAUAACACUUAGAAGCGGAGCCACUAAGGCUGCGUUUGGGGGGGCUUUUUUGCUCCGCCGCUUAUAAGCGCUCCACCCUUUAGCGUUUGGUAACUCCUUCUUCAGCCAGCUUCUAACAGAAGCCCUGGCUUUUUCCACUAAAAAGCAGAAGCCUGGAGACCCCUGCUUUUGGAAGCCAGAAGCCGCUUCUGCAACUGUAGCGCUCUUCACUGUAGAUUAAUGACUCUUUGAUAAUACCAGCGAUUGCCCUCCCUUUCUUGACCAAUUUACGCACAGCCAUGGAAGCACAUUGGAGAAGCCACUCUCCACUGACAAACGCAAAACAACCUUCGACGCUUCCAUUGGAAUGCAGAGACGAUUCAAUUUUCCCCACGCACAAACGCUCCAAUUCUUCUCUUUGUCUUCUCGCUUCAAUUCGGAGAAAAAGACUGAAUUUAUGGGGAAGAUCGUCUUGGCUACGGAAAAUCCUGGUGGGUUCAUUAAUGGCAAGUGGAAGGCAAUUGGCCCAGUUAUCUCUACUUUCAAUCCCGCAGACAAUCAGGAAAUUGCUAAGGUCACAGAAGUGUCUAUAGAGGAUUAUGAGGAGGGCAUUUGUGCUUGCUGUGAAGCAUCCAAGUUAUGGAAGAGUACAAAACUCACAAGGAAGAGAGCCUUUUUUUGUUAUGUUUUUAUACCUAAUUUGUGGUCCUGUCAAAGCUUUUGUUUAUCAUGAAGCUGAGGAAGAAGACAAUGAUGAUCAUGAUCGACCAGUUUCUGUGAAAGUUAUGUCUUGUGAAUGUUGCCUUCCUUUAUUGUUCAAAACAAGCACUCUAAUUUAUAGGGAUGGUAGGAGGGAAGACUAUUGUGCAGUAAUGUAUGUCAAGCUGCCCCUAGGAUUGCUUAUGAAUACAAGGAAUUUCGUUAGUUUCAUUCUAAUCUUUAUGUAGAAAUUCAUGAAAUGUUGAGAUGGAACAUGAUGAUUGGAUUCUAUUUUUUGAUCAACA
Molecule: messenger RNA, 1330 nt
Organism: Rosa rugosa (rugosa rose)
Lineage: Eukaryota; Viridiplantae; Streptophyta; Magnoliopsida; Rosales; Rosaceae
Product: aldehyde dehydrogenase family 7 member A1-like
Exons: 4
Coding region: 694-1059 (121 amino acids)
Molecular function (GO): aldehyde dehydrogenase (NAD+) activity
Source: RefSeq, a predicted model, not a curated record